Molecule: messenger RNA, 1092 nt
Organism: Ascochyta rabiei
Lineage: Eukaryota; Fungi; Ascomycota; Dothideomycetes; Pleosporales; Didymellaceae
Exons: 3
Coding region: 1-1092 (363 amino acids)
Source: RefSeq, a predicted model, not a curated record
AUGCACCCUGCCCCACUGUCGCACCAUCCACAACGAAAGAGGAAGCACGAGAAUAGACUGUGCCGCUGCACCAUCUCCUUAUAUGCCGGCAGCACGUCGCCGUCCGCCUGGCUCACUCUGCUGGUCGUAUUGCUGUCCUGCACUUGUCUGCUCCGCCCCGUUUCCGCUGCACAAUCACAUGCUCAUCGGUUUUGCAUCCUCGACGACCCUCUCGCAUGGGAAAGAUCGUCACUGCGCCUCGAUACCCGUCCGCCACCCAUAAUCCCGCUGUUGAUGCCUCCCGUACUCGCCAUCGAAUAUGCCACUAAAACGCUUUCCGCACCGCUAUCCAAACGAUCCCUCGCCACCGCUUCGAGCACCUCUGCCGCCGAUUUCCCACUGCCUAAGCCUUUCGACACGGGCCUGUCCAACAACUUCACAAGCUCCUGUGCCAAUUUCAUGAACAACUGGCUCCAGAGCGAUGCGCUGAACAGCUGUCACCCCUUCUCCUUGCUGCUGCAGACAUCGAGUGGCUUCUUCGACGCGUCCAAAUCUUUUUUUCGCAUCACUCAAACGCUCGAGGCAACCUGUGCUGCGAGCGAAUCUCAGUGCACCGGAAUCCUAGAUGGCUUUGCACGAGAGCUCCUGUCUGAUACAGCAUGCAGGACCGAUUACAACAACGACAAUCCGCUUGUGCUACAGGCAUACAACGGCCUGGUAGCAUACAAGCCCUCAUACCAAGCAAGUUGCCUGCGUGACGAGGAUGGAAAUUACUGCUUUGCAAAUGCAGUGAGCAACUCAUCUUCCACCACCGACAGUUAUCCUUUCUAUCUACCCAUUGGCCAGGAACUACCUGGAGGCUCACGGCCCACCUGCAACUCGUGCCUGCAAGACACCAUGGCCAUCUACGCCAGCUUUGCCAACAACGCUACCCAGCCGCUCAGCAAAACGUACACUUCAGCUGCGCAGCAGCUCUCCAUAUCCUGCGGUUCGAGAUUUGUAAACAUCACCGCCGCGCCACUCAAAGGAGCUGCCGCACCAGCAUCGAGUGCAUCGCUCACACCAACGUUCGCCCUAAUGCUAAUCUUUGUUCUCUUUCUCUUCCCAUCAUAG